Molecule: messenger RNA, 2254 nt
Organism: Peromyscus californicus insignis
Lineage: Eukaryota; Metazoa; Chordata; Mammalia; Rodentia; Cricetidae
Gene: Sfrp4
Product: secreted frizzled related protein 4
Exons: 6
Coding region: 554-1600 (348 amino acids)
Biological process (GO): canonical Wnt signaling pathway; non-canonical Wnt signaling pathway
Cellular component (GO): cytoplasm
Molecular function (GO): Wnt-protein binding
Source: RefSeq, a predicted model, not a curated record
UCUUCAAACUCUUCCCUGCACGGCCUUGUAUCGGACGUCCCAAAUGACUGAACGCAAGGUGUUCCUUUUGUUGAUCGGAAGAAAAAAGGACUAGCCACCCUAAAAAGGGAGGGACUUUGGGGGAGGAAUGCAGGAUUGCAGCCCUUGACUGCCCAGCGGCAGAGAUGAUGUCACCGCUUCUGCACGAGAGGCUGGGGGUGGAGCAGUGGAGCCCGGAGCGGACUCUGCGCUUGCAGCUGCCAAGGCUGCUGAGCCCACGUCAGGGGACGAGUCUGGAUAAAUAGGGUCCCGCAAUGGCCGUGUCCGGCUGCGCUCCGAGCUGCGGAGUCCGAGACUGGAGCUUCCUGCGCGGGUCGGUGCUCUGGAGGCUGAGUGCUGGCGCUGCUGGUGCUCCGAGCGCUCAGGGGCAGUCUGCGCCCAGACCCCAGAACUCCCCAUCAGUGCGGCCCGGCAGGAAAGUUCACCCGCUGCUCCUAGGUGAAGAGAUAGCGGGAGCAGGGGGGCUAGAAGAGAAGGGUCCUUCCUGCCAGCAGCAGCGGGGGAGGACAGUGCCAUGCUCCUCUCCAUCCUGGUGGCUUUGUGCCUGUGGCUGCGCCUGGCGCUGGGCGUGCGCGGCGCGCCCUGCGAGGCUGUGCGCAUCCCCAUGUGCCGGCACAUGCCCUGGAACAUCACUCGGAUGCCCAACCACCUGCACCACAGCACGCAGGAGAACGCCAUCCUGGCCAUCGAGCAGUACGAGGAGCUGGUGGAUGUGAACUGCAGCUCUGUGCUGCGCUUCUUCCUCUGCGCCAUGUACGCACCCAUCUGUACCCUGGAGUUCUUGCACGACCCCAUCAAGCCCUGCAAGUCUGUGUGCCAGCGCGCACGCGACGACUGCGAGCCUCUCAUGAAGAUGUACAACCACAGCUGGCCAGAGAGUCUGGCCUGCGACGAGCUGCCCGUCUAUGACCGUGGAGUCUGCAUCUCUCCCGAGGCCAUAGUCACUGACCUUCCAGAAGAUGUGAAGUGGAUAGACAUCACACCAGAUAUGAUGAUGCAGGAAAGGCCCUUUGAUGCUGACUGUAAACGCCUGAGCCCUGAUCGGUGUAAGUGCAAAAAGGUGAAGCCAACUUUGGCAACGUACCUGAGCAAAAACUACAGCUAUGUUAUCCAUGCCAAAAUCAAAGCCAUCCAGAGGAGUGGCUGCAAUGAAGUAACGACAGUGGUGGAUGUGAAAGAGAUCUUCAAGUCUUCCUCGCCCAUACCUCAAACACAAGUCCCCCUCAUCACAAAUUCCUCCUGCCAGUGUCCACAUAUCCUGCCCCAUCAAGAUGUCCUCAUCAUGUGUUAUGAGUGGCGUUCGAGGAUGAUGCUUCUUGAAAACUGUUUAGUUGAAAAAUGGAGAGAUCAACUUAGUAGAAGGUCCAUACAGUGGGAAGAGAGGCUCCGUGAACAGCAGAGAACAGUUCCGGACAAGAAGCGAACAGCUAGCCGCACCAGCCGCAGCAACCCCCCCAAGCCAAAGGGAAAGCCACCCGCCCCCAAAACUGCCAGCCCUAAGAAGAACAUCCAAGCUAGAAGUGCCCCCAAGAAACCGAACCUGAAGAAAAGUACAAACUAAUUACUUUCCACGAUGGAGCCACACUUACAGGAAAAGGCGGUAGGUACUGCCUGGGACAGCCUACGGAAGGCCACGCACCACUUGCCUUAAGGGCUCACUGCAGUCCUCUUCAUAGACACGUCUUGCGGCACUUUUUUUUUUUUUUAUGAUAGCUUCAGUUUUUUUCUUUAAGCCACACAGCCCUGUUGGUGGUCGGUCCUCUGGUGUGGACGGCACAAGAGGGAAAGCUGCUCUACAGGUUUUUGCGCUCAGAGGGGCCUGGGUGUUUACUCUGUAUGACCGUCCUGUCCUAUGAUGGGAAAUGUGCUUCUGUUUUGAGGGUUUGACCUAAUAUGUACAUUGUAAGGUCCACGUAAUAUGUCAAACAAAACAGUCUUUUGACCAAAAAAAAAAAAUUUCCUUUGACUUCUGUUAGGAAAUUAGUGAUCUAUUAAGUGUGAUUGAAAAUACACUUUUGACAAAGGCAAGAGAAUGAUGCUUAAAAUAUCUUCAUGUGUUGUCUGCAGAAAGAUUUUUCUGAUGAACGGGGUUUUGAGAAAUUUUAGAGAUACGGGAAAUAGUCAUGUGUGUUUGUCAGACUUUCAAUGCUGUCUUUAGCUAGACACUUGGAAAACUCAGCUAACGAUGACCAAUAAAGAGGAGAGGCCGUCUGGC